UUUAGGUGUGUGCUGCUUGAGUUCGGUGUGCCCUAUCUUUGCCGGGUGACGUGUAAACCUCAAUUUGACUCAUUAUUUUGUACAUCUCAACCGUAACGUGUGAUAGCUGUGCGCGCUGUGAGAAGCAAUAAAAGGCGUUCGGUGACCGCUGACACGGCAGAUAACCGAACAACAUUGCGAGAGAAGGGUGUUCAUAUCUUCCUUAGAGAGUAAAGAGAUCUCGAAGCCCUAGAACCACGAGGAUUUGUCCAAGUUGUGAAAGUGCAUUUCCAUUGGGUAUAGCGUGUACCUUCAACGAGGUGAUAUUCAUUUUCUUCUGUUUAUCAGUGACUUAUAAUAAGCCAACAUGACGGGGGAAACCGACCGAUUCGACGAUCCCCAGGUCGCGGAAACUCCCCGCCGCGCCAGGACGCCAUCAGAGCCGCUCAUCACGGCUAAGCUCUACGGGGAGGAACCACACCUGUGUGCUGACUCUCCGGAGAGCCGCUGGACCAUGGAGGACCUAACAUUCAACGAAGAGCUUUACCAGGCAAAAGAGACGGCAGAUGAGGCGAAACACUACCAGAAGAACACCACACAUCGAAACACAAGCCACCAUAUCCAUCACCACCAUCACCAUCACAAUAGCAACCAGUUACAUCCGCACCGUAACUACAACUACCAGUAUUCAAACCCGUUUGAUUACAAAAACACAAGUCACAGCGAAUUUAAGAAAUUUAUGAACAACAACAAUGAUGACAUGGACCUUAACUACCUUAGGCCACCAAGUCCAUUGAGACACCACAGAACUCGGAGCACCAGUUUGCCUUUUCUCACCCUUGCAGACUUACCAGCUCUUGAGAAACAGAGACCACUAAGAGUGGUCGUUCUAGGAGAGUCAGGAGUUGGGAAAUCAUCGUUAGCAGUGCAGUUUGUCUCCUCAUUCGGUGAUUACAACGACUACGAAUCAGUGCUAUCUGAAAACCCAGAUGAGGUGUACGAGAAAACGAUGCAAAUUGAUGGCCACGAAGUUACGGUGCAGAUUGUCGACACACCAGCCUACGGCCAGGCUGAAUUCGAGGAGAGAGAGGAUGAACUCUUGCAGGGUGGUGAUGCUUACAUCUUGGUCUACUCAAUCACGAGUAGGCGGAGCUUCAAGAAAGCCAACGAGCUGAGGUUCAAACUCCAGAGGACCCAAGAAACUGAGAUGGUUCCCAUUAUCCUGGUUGGAAACAAGACAGACCUGGAGAGAUCUAGAGAGGUUCCUUUUGCAGAGGGUAAACAUUUUGCUGCACUGUUCGACUGCAAACUAAUCGAGACUUCAGCAUCGCUUUCUCACAAUGUUGAAAAGCUUUUCAAUGGCGUCGUCCAGCAAAUCCGACUCCGACGCGAAAGGCGUCACUCAGAGGAAGAGAUGGAGACUGGUAGUGGCGACAGCUCAGACUCACUCAAAGGAUCGCCCACACGCGAGCGACAACGUUCAUCACCGUCGAAGAAAAGCCGAAGACCGUCAAUGUUAAAAAGAGCCCGUGGUGCCAUCGGGAGGUUGCUACGGCGGAAGAGCGGCGAUGAGCCUACCCCAGGGUACCGUGCUCGGUCCAAGUCUUGUCAUGUGAUGGAAGUCCUUUAACCAGGCUACGCUGUAUACACAUGAACAUAUUCAAACUGAUUUUGUUUAUCACAGACGACCUUUCAUGAGCAAACACACGCAGUAGACCGCUCGAUGGUUAUACAAAUAUUAAUGAGAGACAUAACGGGAAAAUAAACCUCCAGGAUAUGAUGCCACAGUACUCUGUGAGAAGGUUGGUAACCGGUUCGAGUAUAUUUCCGCACCUGCAAACCAAAGAACUGGAAAGAGAGCUGGUGCUUAAGUCCUUCAGGAUGAGACGAGUGAAGUGUUAAACGACGAGUGGUUAUAGCAGUUUUAUCUAAGAAGAAUUUAAUGUGACACUGGAGCAUCAAAACCAAAUUUACAAUCCUUCAUGAUCAUUCCAACGAUGCUCCAUAUUACCACAUUAUUACUAUUAAUUAUUUUAACGAUAUCUUUUAGAUUUUCUAAUACUAUUAUCGUAAUUAUAUAUGUUCCAUAACGUUUGGUAUGUAUUUUUAAAAAGAUAUUUCAAUAAUUCCCUGGCGAAAAAGCUUUUUUCACAAACGUCUGAAAUACCACACACAAUAAUCUGAUCCUUAAAUCCUGAAAUUAACUUGGACGUUCAAGUGCGAUAACGACAUGUACACCUGUAUUUUCAUUAUAUAUACGCCUUGAGGUAAAGUACAGUAAGUGUAUUAUUUAAAUCCUAGGCGUGGAAACGUAGUAAAUACAGACAAUUACACAAAUUUCAAAAAUGCCAAUAUGAUAUCAAUAUUUAGGCCCCAUUUUCUUGGUGAAAUAUUUCAGCAUCUAUCACACCAAACAUCAGGUCAUGGUAUGCAACGGAUAUUAAAAUCAAUACCAUAAAGACUAAAAUACUGACACCAAUUAGCCUGACCCGGUUCGCUCAAUAACACAAUUUAUGAUCAGCUAUUGUCCACUUUGUCCUCUUCUAACAAAAAUAAAAAGAUAAGCGAGGGCCAUUAUUUCCACAUAUGUUAUUUGUUCGUUUCGAACGCAAGUACUGCAAUUUUUUUCCCACUACCAUUUCCUAUCGCAUAAAAACCUCAUCUGUAGGAAUUAUAAAUAAAGACUUGACCUAAUAAAGAUGUUAAGAUGGUCAUGCAGAUGAUUUACUCAAGAGAAAAAGGAACAUACUAAAUGAAAGCAAAAUGGUGGAAGGUUGAUGGAAGUGAUGCUAGUAUAUGUGAAUGUUCAGACGGUCGUAGGAUGAAAAGUAUGAACAUAUUUUCAUUUGCACAUAAUCCGUUACUAUCAACUUCAUUUAUACCCAAUCCGAAUGAUGGGCUUACUAAGCUUUAUAAGCUUACGAUGAUUGCGCUGAAACUUUGAUGGUAUUCAUAUAUUUGUAUUCCAAGUGAUAUUCGCUUCAUUAUUUGCAUACAUUAACUUUGCAUCUAAGUACACUUUUGGUUGUGAGAAAUGCACUUUGAGAGUUCUUUUUUUGUGAUUUAAUGUAGCUUUUUACUUGGCAUAUCGUAUUUGUCGUAACCAAAUCGUAACUGUUAACGACUGAAAAUAUUCACAAUAUCGUUCAUAUUGUAUGUGACUGAUCCUGCUGUAUUGAACUGUGGAACCACAUUGCAUUAAUCUUUUACCAGAAUGUGAAAAUGAUUUUUCUUCCACUUCACGUUUCUGUGUUGUCACCAAAGAAUCAAUUUACUCACCACAGUAAAUGAACGUUUAUGUACACUCAUACAAAUUGAAAAUGGAGAGGGUAUGUGAUACUUUGGGAUAUCUCUCUCGCGUUAUUCAACGUGUUCAAUGUAUUAAUUUUCAGUCAACUAAUACACUGUAGUACGGCAAGAUUAUCAUUUUCUGCACUGUCGUGAACAAAUUUCAAACAAUAACGGAACAAAUGUAACCAUGCAAAUCAUUGAUAUUU
Lytechinus variegatus (green sea urchin) is the source of this 3476-nucleotide messenger RNA. RefSeq names its product GTP-binding protein REM 1-like. The record is from RefSeq and is a predicted model, not a curated record. Gene Ontology annotation, molecular function: GTP binding; GTPase activity; calcium channel regulator activity. The transcript has 4 exons. Gene Ontology annotation, cellular component: plasma membrane. Bases 347 to 1609 code for a protein of 420 amino acids. NCBI's taxonomy places the organism in Eukaryota, Metazoa, Echinodermata, Echinoidea, Temnopleuroida, Toxopneustidae.